AAGACAGAGAGAGUGUUGGACUGGUAUUGGUAAUUUUCUAUAUAAUUAGAGCUUUGCCUUAUUUUAUGGUCUGAAAAUGGCGUUGGGAUUCCAAUUUGGUGGGCUCCCUUCUCACUAUCCAACAAUUUUCCCUUCCUCCCCAUAUCAUCCUUCCCCUCGUCGUCUGACACACGAAGCCACGGUCCCAUUUCACGUCAACCCCCCAAUGAGUUCUCUCCAUAAGACCAACUUUCUUUGAACCCCUCUCCUCCUCCUUCUUCUUCUUCUUCUUCCUCUUCCCUUCAUGCACAGAAAGAUUUUGAAUUUUCAAUUUGAAGAAACGAUACCCAUUUCACCAAAUUGCUUUCAAUGGGAUACCUUUCUUCUUGUAAGGCAGGAUCAGCUGUUGCCAUCUCUAACCCAACUUCUCAAAUUACUUCCAAAACUUCCCAAAACAAACAAGAAAAACCCAUCAAGAUCCAGCAGUUUCAUUACAGUGAUCUUGAGGCAGCUACCAAUGGUUUUUCUGAACAGAAACUUCUAGGUAAAGGCAGCCAUGGUUGUGUUUACAAGGCUGUUAUUCGUGGCCGCCACGUUGCUAUCAAGAAACCCUCAAAAGGUCUUGAACUUGGUCAGGAAGUGGAAAAUGAAAUCGAGAUCUUGUCCAAAAUUCACAGCCCAAGAUUGGUAAACUUAUUAGGCUUUGCAAAUGAUAGUAAAGAUAGAUUGCUUGUUGUUGAAUUCAUGAGCAAUGGCACUCUGUAUGAUAUUCUUCAUUCAAAUUCAAGACCACCUAAUUGGGGUCGAAGAAUUCGAAUGGCUUUGCAAAUUGCUAAGGCUAUUGACAUUUUGCACUCACAAAACCCACCUAUAAUCCAUCGAGAUAUAAAGUCUGCAAAUGUUUUGAUUGAUAGGAAUUUCAAUGCAAGAUUGGGUGAUUUUGGGUUAGCACUAAGGUGUGGUAUUGAUGACAAUUAUAGACUUAAAUCAACUCCACCUGCUGGCACCAUUGGUUAUCUUGAUCCAGGUUAUGUUACUCCAGAUAAUUUGAGUACUAAAACUGAUGUUUUUAGUUUUGGGAUUUUGUUGUUGGAGAUUAUUAGUGGAAGGAAGGCUAUUGAUGUUGGGCAUUCACCUCCUUCUAUUGUGGAUUGGGCAAUUCCACUUGUAAAGAAGGGGAAGCUUGGUGCUAUUUAUGAUCCAAGAAUUGCCUCUCCUAAGGAUCCUAUGACUAGGAAGCAGCUGGCUUUGAUUGCUGCUAAGUGUGUGAGGUCUUGUAGGGAAAGGAGGCCAGCAAUGAAGGAGGUUGUUUGUUGGCUAACUGCUUUGAGUAAGUUGGUUCCCCUUCAUUCAUGGAAUGGAUUCAACAAUCCAUGUAUGAUGGUGGAGACAAUGGGGCGUCCAAUUGAAUUGAGAAAUAACCUGUUUGGUCUAAGACCAGAGGGUGUUGGAGAAGAGAAUUUGGAUGUUACAGAUGGUAAACUUGGUGUGCAAUCAGUGAAAGAUUCAAGGAGAGUGUAUUCAGAUUUGGGAUUUCGCAGCAAUUUGAUGGAACUUAUGGCUGGAACAGGGAGACAGUCUGGUUUUCUUGGAGAGAUUGAUGGGGUUGAUUCUACUUUCAAGUCUGCGAAUCGAGUUUCUAGCUCUAGAUUUGGCAGUGCAAGAUAUGGUAUGAAAGGAAGAGCUCAAUCCACGGCUGGUGAUGAUGACAGAGGUCUGUUUCAGAUCAGAAGAAACCAACCUGCUGGGGAUGGUUCAGAACUAUUCUCAAACCACGACUACCCAGUUGCUCGUUCGAGUUGUAGUGCUCAAGGAUGUAAUGACAUCUAGCACAUAGUAAAAAUAUGGUCGAAGCGACUCAAGGGCAGAGCAAGGCUCAGGCUUGUAGGCUUCUAUUUCUUUGUGAAUUCACUGAUACAGAUUUGUGUUCAUUGAUUUAUGAGUUCCCAAUUAAUCAGCAGUGAAAUGUGAAUGUGUUGUUUGAUUCAAACAUAUGUGUAGAUCAAGGCACAUUGCUGAUGUCCCUAGCAUAGGUUGUUUAUCCUUAUCAUUUAUUACAUCUUUGGUAUGCAAAAGCUGAUGUCUGAUACAUAAUUGCUCUUUGAUAAAUGCAGUAAUCUGAUUUUCAAUUCUUCAA
Molecule: messenger RNA, 2116 nt
Organism: Manihot esculenta (cassava)
Lineage: Eukaryota; Viridiplantae; Streptophyta; Magnoliopsida; Malpighiales; Euphorbiaceae
Product: serine/threonine-protein kinase-like protein At3g51990
Exons: 1
Coding region: 349-1809 (486 amino acids)
Biological process (GO): protein phosphorylation
Cellular component (GO): plasma membrane
Molecular function (GO): ATP binding; protein kinase activity
Source: RefSeq, a predicted model, not a curated record